Molecule: messenger RNA, 1676 nt
Organism: Ananas comosus (pineapple)
Lineage: Eukaryota; Viridiplantae; Streptophyta; Magnoliopsida; Poales; Bromeliaceae
Product: oligouridylate-binding protein 1B-like
Exons: 12
Coding region: 14-1300 (428 amino acids)
Molecular function (GO): mRNA binding
Source: RefSeq, a predicted model, not a curated record
GAGGAGGGGGAAGAUGCAGCAGCAGCGGCUGAAGCAGCAGCAGCAGCAGCAGCAGGCGUUGAUGCAGCAAGCCGCGCUUCUCCAGCAGCAGCAGCAGCAGCAGCAGUCGCUCUACCACCACCCGGGUCUCUUAGCCGCGCCGCAGAUAGAGCCAAUCCUAAGUGGAAACCUGCCUCCUGGGUUUGAUCCAAGUCAAUGCCGCAGUGUGUAUGUAGGCAAUAUUCAUGUUCAAGUUACUGAAGCUCUACUUCAAGAAGUUUUUCAGAGUACAGGUCCAGUGGAAGGAUGCAAGCUUAUUAGAAAGGAGAAGUCGUCCUUUGGUUUUGUUGACUACUAUGACCGCAGAUCUGCUGCACUUGCAAUUGUCACUCUUAAUGGGCGGCAGCUGUUUGGUCAGCCUAUUCGAGUUAAUUGGGCAUAUGCUAGUGGGCAGAGAGAGGACACUUCAGGGCACUUCAACAUUUUUGUUGGAGAUCUUAGCCCGGAGGUUACGGAUGCUAUGUUGUUUGCUUGCUUCUCUGUAUAUCCCAGCUGCUCUGAUGCUAGGGUUAUGUGGGACCAAAAGACUGGACGUUCGAGAGGAUUUGGUUUUGUUUCUUUCAGGAGUCAACAGGAUGCACAAAGUGCCAUCAAUGACUUAAAUGGCAAGUGGCUUGGGAGUCGGCAGAUUCGUUGCAACUGGGCAACAAAGGGUGCUACUUCUGGUGAUGACAAACAAAGCUCAGAUUCCAAGAGUGUUGUGGAUCUGACAAGUGUUUCAGCAGAAGAUGGCCAAGACAACAUAAAUAGUGAUGCUCCGGAGAACAACCCACAAUACACAACCGUUUAUGUGGGAAACCUUUCUCAUGAGGUCACGCAACUUGAUCUUCAUCGUUUUUUCCAUUCCCUUAAUGCCGGAGUGAUCGAGGAGGUUCGUAUCCAGCGUGAUAAAGGGUUUGGUUUUGUGAGAUACAGCAGCCAUGCUGAAGCUGCCUUGGCAAUUCAGUUUGGGAGUGGUCGUCCUCUCGGUGGAAAGGCAAUUAAGUGUUCUUGGGGAAACAAGCCAACUCCACCUGGGACAUCUUCUAAUCCGCUCCCUCCUCCGGCAGCAGCAGCCUUUCCUGGGCUCUCAGCGUCCGAGCUCUUGGCCUACGAGCGCACUCUAGCAAUGAGCAAAAUGGGUUCGAGCCAGGCAUUGAUGCAGGCCCAGGGCCAGCUUAAGCAGGCUGCUAUGGGCCUCAGCGCCCAGGGCGCCAGUCAGGCUAUAUACGACGGCGGGUUCCAGAGUGUUAGUGCCAGCCAACAGAUGAUGUACUAUUAGGUCGUGAAACCCUUCCCAUUUUACUCUUUCCUAUAUUUUCUUCAAAUCUUUAUUUUUGCAUUUAGUAUACUUUUCUUUCUAUACUUUGAACCUCUACUAUUAUCGUGAUUUUAUAAUGGUGGCGUCUCCCCUUGUUUGCUUAAGUUUGUACCGAUAUACUACUAUUGUCAUCAUGUAAGGAGUGUUUGUAGGAAAAACCAUUUAGUUGGGGAGCUUUUCUCUUCAAUUGUUUUCUCUCUUCUUUUUUUUUUUUUUGUUUUUCUUCUUGUCUUGUGUUAGAUUUCUGAGGUCUUGUAACCCUGGUUUGUGAAUCUAUUAUGAUGGCAUGUCGAAUUUAUAGGCUAUAUAUAUAUAUUUCUACCUAGCCGCAAGCAUA